This is a messenger RNA of Morchella importuna, 4644 nucleotides long. RefSeq lists its product as uncharacterized. Gene Ontology annotation, molecular function: ABC-type peptide transporter activity; ATP binding; ATP hydrolysis activity. Gene Ontology annotation, biological process: transmembrane transport. Gene Ontology annotation, cellular component: fungal-type vacuole; membrane. The record is from RefSeq and is a predicted model, not a curated record. The coding region runs from base 1 to 4644 and encodes 1547 amino acids. The transcript is spliced from 9 exons. NCBI's taxonomy places the organism in Eukaryota, Fungi, Ascomycota, Pezizomycetes, Pezizales, Morchellaceae.
AUGGAGGCUCCAUUCGUCGUCCAAGGAGGGUCUGCUAAGAACAUUUGGAAGCACCCCGUCUUGCUGAAGCACGCACCUGGAGGCUUCUCGUAUGAAAUAGAUUCUCUGAGUCGUACACGGAUAGCAAUCCUAGUAGUGGCCGCGUUGAUUCCCGUAUCGGUACUGCUCUUUCGGCGUCUGAUUACGGGGACACCAUUCUUUACGGCAAAGACCAAGCGGGACUUUACUGUAUAUAAUAAGAGUGAAUUCCUCGAACUUUACGAUAAGGAUGCAGUACCAUCAAAAGCACCGAUUGAGCCGCUAGAGGGCACUCGUCGCACGUGGGCAUGGGCACAGCUGUUGCUCUUGGCUGGUCUGGUGUCUGUGAAUAUUAUUGCGCUACUUACAAGGGUCUUUCACCAACAAGAUCUUAUAGAAGAAUGCGCUGAAUUGGGCUAUUGGCUCCUUCUAUUGAUGCUUCAUGCCUUUCGUUUUUAUCCAACCCCAUAUAGACCAUCACUAUCUCUCUUGGUGACUGUAUUCUGUAUAGUGCCACCUCUACUUCUCAUAGAGCGAGAUUUAUGGCCAAAGCUAUUAUUCAAUGCGUCCCCAGAAAAAUCACGUGAUGCUCGCCAUGGCUGGGAAGUCUAUGCGCGUCUUGGUCUUGCUGUGUCCCUGGAGCUUAGCGCUUUAAUGACACCCAGGCUAUGGUAUCCAGUUGACCCAUACUCCAAUGACCUUCCAUCUCCAGAACAGACAGCAUCAUUGAUCAGUUAUAUGGGAUCGUAUUCCUGGAUUGGAAAUCUCAUCAGAAUUGCAUACAAAAGAGAUAUUGAGCCAGAAGAUCUACCUGAACUCCCAGAUUAUGACCGGGCACGAUUAUGGAGCAAGAAAGUGGAAAACAAUAAGAAGUCAACUACCUUCAAAACCUUCUUCGCCUGUAUGCGUUGGGAUAUAUUGAAUAUGACUCUUUGUAGUAUUUUUCUUGGUUUGAUGCAGUUUGUUUGGCCUGUAUCCAUGAGGGAAUUACUUGCGUAUGUUGAGGGAUCAAAGGAGCCAGUUAUCACGCCAUGGGUAUUUGUAUUCGGGCUUUUCUUCGGCCCUCUCCUCACCGGUCUGGUCUGGGAAGCUUAUAUCUUUAACGCUACAAGACUCGUAAUACGAGUUAAGGCAGCCUUUACGCAGAGUCUACUUGAGAAAACACUAAAGAUCAGGUUCACACAAGACUCUGGCAAGGAUGAGAAAGAUCCAAAGGACCCAAAAGCAGCUGCAGUGAAGAAAACGCCACCCAAUCAGUCAAAGGUUGGCAUGAUUAACAACCUAAUGUCAACCGAUUUAGAUACACUCACAAACGCUCGAGAAUUUUUCUUGCUUGUAGGCUCUGUGCCGGUUGAGAUUAUAUUUGCAGUAGUCUUCUUAUAUGAUCUUCUUGGCUGGGCUAGUUUGGUCGGAAUUGGCAUGAUGGUUGCCACGAUGAUCGUUCCAAUUUUAAUAGCCAAAUCGCUGGCAAAAAUCCAGCGAGCCCUUAGGGAAUCAACCGAUGCAAGGAUCAAUUUGAUGUCUGAGACUCUCACGGCAGUCCGCAUCAUCAAAUUCUUCGGGUUAGAGGGGGCAUUCUUGGAGAAAAUUCGCGAAAAACGUGAAGCUGAGCUAAGACUAAGUCUUAUCAACACUAUCUGUAGUCUUGGGCUGCGUACUGUAUCAGUAUUGCUUCCUAUUAUCAAUAUUGUCGUCACCUUUGGAAUCUUCACCAAGGUUAUGAACAAGCCAUUAACUGCAAGUAUUGCGUUCACAUCAAUAAGCUUGUUCGAUAUACUGCGUGGUCAAUUUGGCUGGUUGGCUUUCAUCACUCAGCAAGUUGUAUAUGCGUUCAUCUCUUUCGAUCGUAUCGACAAGUUCCUAAACGGAGAAGAAGAACUAGAGAAUUACAAAUCUCAGGAAUCAGUGGACCCUCAAAAGCCCCCAGCAUACAACAAUGCCACGCUAUCUUGGAGUAAACCUGGCUCCGACGAAGAUAAUAAUUUUCGCCUUUCAGACAUGAAUGUGGAAUGCGUUUACGGCGGUCUUACAGUUGUUGCUGGGCCCGUGGGGUCUGGGAAAUCUUCCUUUAUACUAGGGUUGAUGGGUGAGAUGAGGCUACUAGAAGGGAGUAUCCAUCUUCCACGACAAUCCGGGAUCUCCUAUGUUGCUCAAUCCACCUGGCUUCAAAAUGCAUCCGUUAAAGAUAACAUCCUCUUCGGAAGUCCUUAUGAUGAGAGACGAUACCAAACCACCAUUGAGGCAUGUGGACUCUCGACGGACUUAAAAAAUCUAGAGGCUGGUGAUGAAACCGAGAUUGGUGAAAGGGGAACAACACUUUCGGGUGGUCAAAAGGCUCGAGUCUCGCUUGCUAGAGCUGUCUAUUCGCCCGCUCAAACGGUUUUCUUAGACGACGUGCUUUCUGCCCUUGACGCGGAGACUUGCAAACUCGUGGUUGAAAAGUGCAUCAAGGGUGACAUUCUUGCUGGAAGAACAGUUAUAUUAGUAACCCAUCAUGUCUCUCUGGUAGCUUCUGCUGCUCAGAAAAUCAUCGUUCUCUCGGACGGCAAAAUAGUCAGCGACUCUCAUAAUCUUACCAAAAGCACACUCGAUUUACUUAGUGGAGCUGGGGAAGAUGUAGACGCCGAGAUCACUGCGCCUCAGGAAGCUGACCCAGAUAUCAUUGACACGCCCAAACCCGCUGAUGCCAAGGUCCCUGGCGGCAAAGAAGCUACCAAGCUUGUCAAGGAAGAAGGACGUGCAAAGGGGCGAGUGCCGAAAAUAAUGAUUUGGAAAUAUAUCAAGAAUUUUGGCGGUCCGUUCGUUAUCAUUUGUAUUAUUUGUCUGAGUCUUACGAAUCAGUUUUUGGGUUUGGCGAAUUCGUAUUUUGUUGGUUUAUGGUCGGAUCAGUAUACCCAACAUCCUGACGAUGUCGACGUUAACCUUUGGCUUGGAUUAUACGCUGGUGUUCUUAUGGGAACCGUACUAUUCGAAACCUUCACUUACAUUGUAUGGUUUGCUUUCCGAUGGAUCGCAUCAAGACGUAUCCACGAGAAAGUUGUCAAGUCUGUCCUGUAUUCUCCAAUACGCUUCUUCGAUACUACACCUCUUGGGAGAAUCAUCAACCGGAUGUCCAACGAUGUUAAAUCAGUCGACUCAAGUCUCGGUGCCUACCUCCAGCAAGUAUUCCACCAGGCUCUUGAAUGUGCAUUUCGUCUCGUAGUCAUGUCCGGCCUCAUCCCGGCGUUCUUUAUACCUACUAUCGCUGUUUCAGUCGUUGGUAUCAUCUGUGGUAACCUCUAUGUGCGUGCCCAGUUGGGCGUCAAACGAAUUGUGUCAGUGCGAGAAUCGCCUCUUUUCUCGCACUUUGGAGAUACAAUCUCCGGUAUUGUUACUAUCCGCGGAUUCGGAGUACAGGAUCGUUUUCUCGCUGAGAGUCUAAAGCGCGUAGACGAUUUCUCCCAGCCUUGUGAGUCGCUGUACUCUCUAAACCGCUGGAUUGGGAUCCGUAUAAGUUGGUGCACUGGCGCAAUUGGAUUGGCGGCUGGUGUGAUUGCUCUCACAACCAAAGGAAAUUCUGCAGGUCUCAUUGGAUUCAGUUUGUCGAACGUACUCGCAUACUCCACCUCCAUCCUAUACUGUGUUAGGUACUUUACCAUGUUCGAGGUGGAACUCAACGGCUUUGAGAGGCUUGAGGAAUACAUCGAGCUUGAACAAGAGCCCUCCAAAACCAUCGAAGGCGAACCGCCAGCUGCCUGGCCAACAGAGGGAUCAUGCAUAGUCAAAGACCUCUGCGUCAAAUACUCUAAAGAUGGGCCCGAUGUCCUUAAUAAAGUCAGCUUUGAUGUUAAGCCCCGUGAGCGUGUGGGAAUCGUUGGAAGAACUGGUGCCGGUAAAUCGUCACUUGCACUCUCUCUACUUCGCUUCACAGAGCUCUCAGGCGGCAGCAUCAGUAUUGGUGGUCUUGAUAUCCAAAAGGUUAAUCUAGAAGCCCUCCGCCGCCGCGUCACCAUCAUUCCGCAGGACCCUGUGCUGCUCUCGGGCACAAUCCGUACAAACCUAGACCCCUUUGGUGAGAUUGACGACUCUGAACUUCAGGCCGCACUAGAGGGAAGUGGGCUGGCAGGUGAUAAGGUGGAUAUUCUUGAGAGUGCUGAAGGUACUCGUGCACCCACCCCGGAUGGCACAACGACGCCGGAUGUCCCCGCAAGACUGAAGACGAAGCGGAUCAAUCUAAACACCCCCAUCACGGCGGGAGGCGAUAACCUAAGCCAGGGCCAAAGGCAAUUACUGGCCUUUGCUAGGGCACUGGUGAGAAGGAGCAAAUUGGUGCUGUUGGACGAGGCCACUAGCUCCACGGACCAGUCCACGGAUGAGAGGAUACAGCAGACGUUGCGGAGCAGUUUUCCAGAUUCGUCGUUGAUUGUCAUUGCGCAUCGGCUGAGGACGGUGGUUAACAUGGACCGCAUUGUGGUGCUAGAUAAUCUUGGCAAGGGCGGUGAGGUUGUUGAGUUUGAUACACCGUUGAAUCUCCUCAAUAAUGAAGGUGGUGUGUUGAGGAGUCUGGCUGAGAAGAGCGGUGAGUUUGAGGAGCUGCUUGAGAUUGCAAAGAGUAGUGUUUUAGAAAGGGGUGGGGAGCCAUUGUAG